Messenger RNA from Arachis ipaensis, 8822 nucleotides. The record is from RefSeq and is a predicted model, not a curated record. Lineage: Eukaryota; Viridiplantae; Streptophyta; Magnoliopsida; Fabales; Fabaceae.
UUGACCCUUUCACUGUACCCGCGUCGCAGCGGAUGCUACCCCAUUCUCAUUCACUACUACCACCACACCACAACACUGCACAACCAACACAGCAUGCUUUGUUCGAUCACCGUGCACCUCGCGGAUCGGAUCUGAUCUCUGAGGCGCAAUCGAAUCCAAUCGAAUCAACCAAACCCUCCCUUGUUCCCCUAAACCCCUUCUCAACCCUACUCACUGGUUCUUCUUAACCCCCAUUCUAGGGUUCUUAACUUCUUCCAUUUCCGUUUCCUAAUUCUUAAUCUUCGAUCACUUUUUCUUUUUUGGUUUAUAAUGAAGUUUCUGUGCGGUAAGAGCGUGCUCGAGUUUCCUCUCGCUGAAUUUCGCGAGCACGAUUGAAGAAAGAAACAAAGAAGGGAAAAACUGAAAUUCGGUCGGGUUUUUUGUUUUCUUCACUGAGAGUGGUUGCUAUUCCCUGAUUCCAGAGAAUGGCAGCUUCUCCCGUCAACUUCCUCUUUGGAUUCUUGCUGCUUUCUAUUACAUUGUGGCUUCUGUUCAUAUUUGCUUCUGGGUUGUUGGCUUGGAUUUUGAGCCGGAUUUUAGGAGCGUCUGUUGGAUUUCGUGUUGGUGGUUGGAAAUGUUUAAGAGAUGUGACUGUGAAGUUUAAAAAGGGUGCUAUUGAAUCGAUAUCUGUUGGUGAAAUUAAAGUCAGCUUACGGCAGUCCCUGGUAAAACUUGGUGUCGGUUUCAUGUCUCGAGAUCCAAAGCUGCAAGUGUUAAUCUGUGAUUUAGAAGUAGUUUUGAGGCCUUCAAAUAAAAGCAUUGGGAAGAAGAAAACUCGCAAAUCCCGUGCUUCAGGCAGGGGGAAGUGGAUGAUUGUAGGAAAUAUUGCAAGAUAUUUGUCAGUUUGUGUGACUGAUCUUGUUUUGAAGACUCCGAAAGCUACUAUUGAGAUCAAGGAAUUGAAUGUGGAUAUUUCUAAAGAUGGUGGAUCCAAUUCAAAUUUGUUAGUUAGACUGCAAAUUGUACCUAUUACUGUUUACAUUGGUGAGCCAAGGGUUAGCUGUGAUCAGUUAUCUAAUUUAAGUGGUGGAGGAUGCAGUGGACAAGAAUCCAUUACUGCUAUGGAAAGGUCUUCUGCUCCUUUUGUUUGUGAAAAGUUCUCUGUCUCAUGUGAAUUUGGUCAUGAUAGGGAAGUGGGCAUAAUUAUUAGGAAUCUGGACAUUUCAAGUGGUGAAGUCACCGUGAAUUUGAAUGAGGGGUUGCUUUUGAAAAACAAGAGUUCAUUAGAGUCUUCUUCGGGGUCUGAAAAAAUUAUAGGGUCAAGUGCUGAUUCUCUGAGUGCAAAAAGGACAUCAAAGCAGCAGCAAACACUUGCCGCCUUCUCCAAGUAUGGUUCGAUGUUUCCUGAGAAGGUUAGCUUCAAUCUACCUAAGCUAGAUGUGAAUUUUGUGCAUCGUGAACAUGGUCUUUCCAUGGAAAAUAACAUCAUGGGCAUCCAAUUAAACAGCACCAAAUCACGAUCCACUGAGGAUGUUGGGGAGAGUACACGCCUCGAUUUUCAAGUGGAGUUUAGUGAAAUUCAUCUCCUCAGAGAAGCUGGUUCUUCCGUCCUACAGAUAUUAAAGUUGGAUUUGGUCUCUUUUGUGUAUAUACCAGUACAACCAAGCUCACCUGUUAGAGCUGAGACUGAAAUCAAGCUUGGAGGAACUCAGUGCAAUAUAAUAAUAAGCAGGUUAAAGCCUUGGUUGCUUGCCCAAUCUGGCCAAUCAUCUAAGAAGAAAAAGAUGGUACUUCGUGAAGAAUCUUCCGUUGUAAAACAUCAAUCAAGUGAUAUCAAGAUCAUCAUGUGGACAUGCAAUGUCUCGGCUCCUGAGAUGACAAUAGUUCUUUUCAAUAUGGUUGGCUCUCCAGUGUAUCAUGGUUGUUCUCAAUCAUCACAUCUGUUUGCAAAUAACGUUUCUAGUAUGGGGACCGCAGUACACGUUGAACUUGGUGAGCUAAAUCUUCACUUGGCUGAUGAAUAUCAAGAAUGCUUGAAAGAAAGUGUUUUUGGCGUGGAAUCAAACUCUGUCUCCAUUAUACACAUUGCCAAGGUUAGUUUCGAUUGGGGGCAAAAGGAUGUUGAAUCCUCUGAAGAAGAUGGUCCCGGUUGUAAGCUAGGUUUAUCAGUUGAUGUGACUGGCAUGGGAGUUUUUCUAACAUUCAAGCGUGUAGAAUCACUUGUAUCAACAGCUAUAUCCUUUCAAGCGCUACUGAAAAGCUUAUCUGCUUUAAAGAGAAAAUCGACUCAGAGCCAAGGGCGUUUGACAAAACCUUCAGGGAAGGGAACUCAGUUAUUGAAGUUUAAUCUUGAAAGGUGUUCGGUAUAUUUAUGGGGUGAGACAUCCUUGGAAAAUACGAUUAUUCCAGACCCCAAGCGAGUUAAUUAUGGUUCACAGGGUGGUAGAGUUGUAAUAAAUGUGUCAGCAGAUGGUACCCCACGCAAUGCAAACAUAAUGUCCACUAUUUCCCACGAAUACCAGAAGCUGAAGUACUCCUUGUCUCUUGAAAUCUUCCAAUUUAAUUUGUCUAUGAACAAAGAGAAACUGUCCACACAGAUGGAACUUGAACGAGCCCAAUCUAUCUAUCAGGAGUAUAUGGAGGAAAAUAGGCCAGUAACAAAGGUGGCAUUGUUUGAUAUGCAAAAUGCUAAAUUUGUACAGCGAUCAAGCGGUCUUAAAGAAAUUGCUGUCUGUUCCCUUUUCAGCGCUACUGAAAUCAGUGUAAGGUGGGAACCUGAUGCACAUCUAUCGCUAAUUGAAUUUGUUCUGCAGUUGAAGUUACUGGUACACAAUAGGAAGCUUCAGGAGCGUGAUAAUGAACACAUAGGCGAUAUGUCUCACAUACAAGAUGCUAAUAGGAAAAAUGAAGGUACCAUUGAAUCAGGGCACCAUGAAAAGCAGAAGAAGAAAGAGUCUAUCUUUGCUGUUGAUGUUGAACUGUUAAGUAUAUCAGCUGAUCUAGGAGAUGGAGUUGAAGCUACGCUUCAGGUACAAUCAAUUUUCUCUGAGAAUGCUCGUAUAGGUGUGCUCCUUGAAGGACUCAUGCUUAGUUUCAAUGGGGCGAGAAUAUGCAAGAGUAGUCGGAUGCAAAUUUCGCGAAUUCCUAGUGUCACUUCUAGUGCAUCUGAUGUAAAAGGACAUGUAGUCACAACAUGGGAUUGGGUAAUCCAAGGUCUCGAUGUUCACAUUUGCAUGCCAUACAGAUUGCAAUUGCGUGCCAUUGAUGAUGUCAUUGAGGAUAUGUUACGAGGAUUGAAACUCAUAAUUGCUGCCAAAACUAACAUGAUUUUUCCUGUGAAGAGAGAGAGCUUGAAAGUUAAGAAACCUAGUUCGGUACGGUUUGGAUGCAUAAAAUUUUGCUUACGCAAAUUAACUGUUGAUAUUGAAGAGGAGCCACUGCAGGGAUGGCUUGAUGAACACUAUCAGUUGCUUAAGAAGGAGGUUGGUGAGUUGACUGUCCGGUUGAACUUUCUAGAUGAAUUUGCAUUGAAGGCGAAACAAGGUCCAAAAUCUACUGACACCAACAAUUCUCAUGAUAGAAAAAUCUAUUUUAAUGAUGAUGAGAUUGAUAUGAAAGAUUCUGCUACUAUUGAAUCCAUGAGAGAAGAAAUUUACAAACGAUCAUUCCGAUCAUAUUACCGAGCAUGCCAGAAUCUAGUGUUACCUGAAGGUUCAGGUGCUUGUGCAGAGGGUUUCCAAGCUGGUUUCAAGCCCAGUUCUUCAAGAACUUCUCUUCUUUCAAUAACUGCAUUAGACCUAGAUGUUAGCUUGAAAAAAAUUGAUGGUGGAGAUGCUGGAAUGGUUGAGGUUCUGAAGGAGCUCGAUCCUGUUUGCCUUGAGAAUGAUAUUCCAUUUUCCCGAUUGUAUGGAGCAAAAAUUCUCUUAAAUACGGGGUCUUUGGUAGUCCAGCUUCGGAAUUACACAUUUCCACUUUUCUCUGGAAGUUCUGGUAAAUGUGAAGGCCGUGUUGUGUUGGCUCAGCAGGCAACAAGCUUUCAACCUCAAAUAUAUCAAGAUGUUUAUGUUGGGAGAUGGAGAAAGGUCCAGAUGCUUCGGUCGGCUAGUGGUACUACGCCACCAAUGAAGACAUAUUCAGACUUGCCAAUACAUUUUCAAAAAGGUGAGGUGUCAUAUGGGGUUGGUUAUGAACCAGGUUUUGCUGAUGUUAGUUAUGCUUUCACUGUGGCCCUUCGGAGGGCUAAUCUAAGUGUGAGGAAUCCUGGUCCACUUAUUUUGCCACCAAAGAAGGAGCGGAGUUUGCCUUGGUGGGAUGACAUGAGAAAUUACAUCCAUGGAAAAGUUUCCUUACUGUUCUCUGAAUCCAGAUGGAAUAUUUUGGCUACUACAGAUCCUUAUGAAAAGGUUGACAAGCUUCAAAUUGUGACUAGCUCUAUGGAAAUUCACCAGUCUGAUGGCCGUGUUUUCGUUUAUGCUGAAGAUUUUAAGUUUCUAUUGAGUAGUUUGGAAAGUUUAGCAAACAGACGCGGUUUCAAAAUUCCAACAGGUGUCUCUGGUGCAUUUCUAGAAGCCCCGGUUUUUACUCUUGAGGUUACAAUGGACUGGGAUUGUGAAUCUGGAGAUCCCAUGAAUCAUUAUUUAUUUGCGCUUCCAGUUGAGGGCAAACCUCGUGACAAAGUGUUUGAUCCCCUUCUGUCUAAGACCGUUUCCUCCAUCAGGAAAACUGUCCACUUCUUCCAUUGCCAGGGGCAAUGUUGAACAAGAUCCUACAGUCUAUGAUCCUUCUCACAUAACCCAGAAUGUUUCACCUGCUUCCCCAACGUUUAACUUUGGUGCUCAUGAUCUAGCAUGGAUUCUAAGGUUCUGGAGCUUGAACUACAAUCCUCCACAUAAACUGCGAACUUUCUCUCGUUGGCCUCGUUUUGGUAUUCCAAGAAUUCCCCGAUCAGGAAAUCUUUCUCUAGAUAAAGUGAUGACUGAAUUUAUGAUGCGGCUAGAUGCCACACCAGCCUGUAUAAAGAACAUGCCUUUACAUGAUGAUGACCCAGCCAAAGGGCUGACUUUCACAAUGACAAAGCUGAAAUAUGAGCUAUGUUAUAGUAGGGGAAAGCAAAAGUAUACUUUUGAAAGCAAGCGUGACAUUCUCGAUCUUGUUUACCAAGGUCUUGACCUACAUAUGCCCAAGGCUUUCCUUAAUAAAGAAGAGACUACUACUGUUGCCAAAGUGGUUAACAUGAUAAGGAAAAGUUCACAAUCUGUAUCCAUGGACAAAUUAUCCAGUGAAAAAGGUCACGCAACAGAGAAAAACCGUGAUGAUGGGUUUCUAUUGUCAUCUGAUUACUUUACUAUUAGAAGACAAUCUCCAAAGGCUGAUCCUGUUAGGUUACUAGCAUGGCAGGAAGCAGGAAGAAGAAAUGUUGAGAUGACAUAUGUACGGUCCGAGUUUGAGAAUGGGAGUGAAACAGAUGAACACAUGCGGUCUGAUCCCAGUGAUGACGAUGGUUACAAUGUGGUGAUAGCUGACAAUUGUCAGCGUGUGUUUGUCUAUGGUCUGAAGCUUCUUUGGACUAUUGAAAACAGAGAUGCUGUCUGGGCCUGGGUUGGAGGCCUCUCCAAAGCAUUUGAAUCACCCAAGCCUUCUCCUUCUCGACAGUAUGCUCAGAGAAAAUUUGUUGAGGGAAACAAACAGUGUAAUGGAGCUGGUACCCGUCAAGAUAAUGUUUCCAGGUGUUCUCCUGCUGUUAAUAUUUCCAAUUCUCCUUCUCAGCAUGCAGGCACUUCUGUGUCACUGUCGUCUCCAUCAAAUACAGUUAAGGGGGACAACUUCCGCUCUGCUAUAAACGACAGCAAAGAUGAUUCAGAGGGAAAGCGACACUUUAUGGUGAAUGUUAUCGAGCCGCAGUUUAAUCUGCAUUCAGAGGAUGCCAAUGGUAGAUUUUUGCUUGCUGCUGUAAGUGGUCGUGUUUUAGCCCGGUCAUUUCAUUCUGUCCUUCAUGUUGGUUAUGAGAUGAUUGAGCAAGCACUUGGUACCAAAGAUGUGCAUAUUAGUGAAUACGAACCUGAAAUGACAUGGAAACGAAUGGAGUUCUCUGUUAUGUUGGAGCAUGUGCAGGCUCAUGUGGCACCAACAGAUGUCGAUCCAGGAGCUGGAUUGCAAUGGCUUCCAAAAAUUAGUAGAAGUUCUCCAAAAGUGAUGCGUACAGGUGCUCUUCUUGAGAGAGUUUUUAUGCCUUGUGAUAUGUAUUUUAGAUACACAAGGCACAAAGGGGGCACUCCAGAACUGAAGGUGAAGCCGUUGAAGGAGCUCAUAUUCAAUUCUCAUAAUAUAACAGCAACAAUGACAUCCCGUCAAUUUCAGGUCAUGCUGGACGUCUUGACCAAUCUUCUCUUUGCACGCCUUCCAAAAGUAGUUCCUGAUGGUGUUGAAGAGGUGGAACUUGCAAAAGUCAACCUUGAACAAAAAGAGAGAGAACAAAAGUUGCUUCUUGAUGAUAUUAGAAAAUUGUCUGCUUGGUGUGACACCCCUGGAUCUCCAUGUCCAGAAAAGGAAAGUGACUUGUGGAUGAUAACUGGUGGAAAAUCUGUGCUGGUGCAAGGACUGAAGAGAGAACUUUUAAGCGCACAAAAAUCCAGAAGGGAUGCAUCUGCAUCACUAAGGAUGGCACUGCAAAAAGCUGCACAGCUGCGGCUAAUGGAGAAGGAGAAGAACAAAAGUCCUUCCUAUGCUAUGCGCAUAUCUUUGCAAAUUAACAAAGUUGUUUGGAGCAUGCUUGUCGAUGGUAAAUCAUUUGCUGAAGCAGAGAUUAAUGACAUGAUUUAUGACUUUGACCGGGAUUACAAGGAUGUUGGUGUUGCUCAGUUUACAACAAAAUAUUUUGUUGUCAGAAACUGCCUACCCAAUGCCAAGUCCGAUAUGCUUUUGUCAGCAUGGAAUCCUCCGUCUGAAUGGGUAAAAAAAGUAAUGCUUCGGGUGGAUGCAAAACAGGGAGCUCCAAGAGAUGGAAAUUCUCCCCUUGAACUUUUUCAGGUAGAGAUUUAUCCCCUUAAGAUCCAUUUAACAGAAACCAUGUACAGAAUGAUGUGGGAGUAUUUCUUCCCAGAAGAAGAACAAGACUCUCAACGCCGACAGGAGGUUUGGAAGGUUUCAACCACCGCUGGUGCAAAGCGUGUAAAGAAAAGUUCAUCACUCAAUGAAGUUUCUGCUUCAAGCAGUAACACAACAAAAGAGUCUGAGGCUUCAUCAAAAUCUGGCAUCUCUGCGAUGCUAUUUCCUUCAAGUCAGCCGGCUGAUUCUGCUCAAAUGGUCACCUGCUUGCAGGCCUCCAAGGUGUCAAAUGUCAAAGCAAACCCCAGUACUGGUACUGAUCCCGAGUUGAGAAGAACUUCCUCGUUUGACAGAACUUGGGAAGAGACUGUGGCAGAAUCUGUAGCUAAUGAACUUGUCUUACAAAGCUUCUCUUCCUCAAAAAAUGUCCCAUUUGGUUCUACUGAGCAACAGGAUGAUGGCUCCAAGAAUAAAUCAAAAGAUUCCAAAGGUUUCAAAGCUGGUCGCUCAUCUCAUGAAGAAAAAAAGUUGGCCAAGUCACAUGAAGAAAAGAGAUCUAGGCCACGAAAGAUGAUGGAGUUUCACAACAUCAAAAUUAGCCAGGUCGAGUUAUUGGUUACAUAUGAAGGACAGAGAUUUGUUGUAAAUGAUUUGAAAUUGCUGAUGGACCAAUUUCACCGGGUUGAGUUUACUGGGACUUGGCGAAGACUUUUCUCACGAGUUAAGAAGCACAUCAUCUGGGGAGUCCUAAAAUCUGUGACAGGAAUGCAGGGUAAGAAAUUUAAUAACAAAGGUCAGAGUCAGCCCACUGGAGCUGGUGUUCCAGAGAUCGACCUUAACUUUAGUGACAAUGAAGGCCAGGCAGGAAAAUCUGAUCAGUAUCCACCGUCUUGGCCAAAGCGUCCAAGUGAUGGUGCUGGUGAUGGUUUUGUAACAUCCAUUAGAGGACUGUUCAACACUCAACGCCGCAAGGCAAAGGCAUUUGUGCUCCGAACAAUGAGGGGUGCAGAAGACAAUGAUUUUCAAGGGGAUUGGAGUGAAAGUGAUGUUGAGUUCUCUCCUUUUGCCAGGCAGCUGACAAUUACGAAAGCUAAAAAGCUUAUUAGGCGGCACACAAAGAAGUUCCGCUCCAGAGGACAGAAAGGCUCAUCCUCACAACAAAGAGAAUCGCUACCAUCAUCUCCAAGAGAGACAACCCCAUUUGAUAGUGAUUCUUCAAGCGGAUCCUCACCAUAUGAAGAUUUUCAUGAGUAGAAAUGGUUUCAGUAAUUCCUUUACUUAUCAGUUGUGUGCCACAUAAAGUACUCUCUCUGGCAGCUGACCUUUUCUCUGUUAAGAAAGAACUCGAUGGAAGAAACUUAAAGAGAUACUAUGAGCAGAGAGGUCAGGCAUAAACUGGAAAGAAAACAGGGGACUCGAGAUAUUUUGGCAAUGCAUGGUUUAUGUUGAUUGAUUGAUACUCAAAUGUGUAUACUCACCAAUGUUGAUUAUAGUCAAAUGUGUAUGCUCACUGGCAACCCAAGAGAUCAGUGUGAUUCAGAGCCUUGGUUUCAUCCCCUAUAUUUUCUGUUACCAUCAACCACAGAUUUCCAUUCCUCCAGAUCUCCAGUAACGGACAUCUCCCACGUCAUCCUUGUGUUGUAUAUUCUUGUAGCCACAGGUCAAUUAUUAGAUAGAAAAUUAGGACCCUAAAGGUUGACAUGAUUUUGUACAGACAUUUGAUUAUAUUUUGAAAAAUAGAAUAAAAGCAAUAUUCUCUCUUAACAUCAGUGAUAUAUAUAUGUAAGGUUAGGUUAUGC